This is a messenger RNA of Penicillium argentinense, 1032 nucleotides long. RefSeq names its product MDR family NADP-dependent oxidoreductase. NCBI's taxonomy places the organism in Eukaryota, Fungi, Ascomycota, Eurotiomycetes, Eurotiales, Aspergillaceae. Bases 1 to 1032 code for a protein of 343 amino acids. The record is from RefSeq and is a predicted model, not a curated record. Gene Ontology annotation, molecular function: oxidoreductase activity, acting on the CH-CH group of donors, NAD or NADP as acceptor. The transcript has a single exon.
AUGGCCAACAAGGCACUCGUCUACAGGGAGAUCCCCAAGGGAUACCCUAUCCCCGGCCAGCAUCUGACCGUCGAAUCCGCCACUUAUGACGCCAAUAUUGCCGCUCCCGCCGACGGUGUCGUUAUCCAGUCCCUCUACGCCAGCUUCGAUCCUUACAUGCGCGGCCGCAUGCGCCCCGCCGAGGUCAAGUCUUACGCCCCGGCUUUCCAGUUGAACAAGCCCAUCGAGAGCGCCAGCAUUGCCAAGGUCGUUCGUUCAAACACUGGCUCGUACAAUGAGGGCGACGUCGUGAUUGGCCAUGUGCCAAUCCAGGAGUACGUUUCGCUCGAUGGCCAGAAUCUGCAGCGAAUCCGCAAGCUGGAGAACCCACUGGGAAUCGAGGAUAUCCGCGUCUUCCUUGGCGCCCUCGGUAUGUCUGGUUUGACCGCGUACUCCUCUUUGUACGCGAUCGGUAAGCCCAAGAAGGGCGAGACCAUCUUCGUCUCCGCUGCUAGCGGUGCCGUCGGCCAGACCGUCGGCCAGAUCGCCAAGCACGAAGGUCUGCGCGUGAUCGGUUCCGUCGGCUCCGAUGAGAAGCUCGACUUCAUCAUCAAGGAGCUUGGCUUUGACGGAGGCUUCAACUACAAGAAAAUGAAGCCCGCAGAUGCACUGGCCCGCCUGGCCCCUGAGGGUGUUGAUAUUUACUAUGAAAAUGUUGGCGGUGAGCACCUCGAGGCUGCCCUGGACGCGAUGAAGAACUUCGGCCGUGUCGUUGUCUGUGGCCUUAUCUCGCAGUACAACUCUGCUCCCUACCCCAUCAAGAACCUCUACAACGUCCUAGCCAAGCGUAUCACGAUGCGCGGCUUCAUAGUCAGUGACCCCGAUAUCGGCCCUAUCUACACCAAGGAGCACCAGGAGCGUGUGCAGAAAUGGAUCAAAGAGGGCUCGUUCAAGACGCUUAUCCAUGAGACUGAGGGCAUUGACAACUCACCAGAGGGCCUGGUCGGUAUCUUCCAUGGCAAGAACAAGGGCAAGGCCAUGCUGAAGUUCUAA